UCUGAAUGAGCCGCAGCUGUCAGGGAGCCCCGCGCCCCGCGCAGUGCAGGCUGCAGGCGUCGCGCCGAGGACGCUGCCGCUCUGGCUCGCCGCCCCCCGCCGCUGCUGCACACCGGAACCCGCCACCGCGCCGCGGGACAUGGACCUGCCCAGGGGCCUGGUGGUGGCCUGGGCGCUCAGCCUGUGGCCAGGGUUCACAGACACCUUCAACAUGGACACCAGGAAACCCCGGGUCAUUCCAGGCUCCAAAACCGCCUUCUUUGGCUACACAGUACAGCAGCAUGAAAUCAGUGGCAAUAAAUGGCUGGUCGUGGGUGCCCCGCUGGAAACCAACGGCCACCAGAAGACGGGGGAUGUGUACAAGUGUCCGGUCAUCCACGGGAACUGCACCAGACUCAACCUGGGAAGGGUCACCCUGUCCAACGUGUCCGAGCGGAAAGACAACAUGCGCCUCGGCCUCAGUCUCGCCACCAACCCCAAGGACAACAGCUUCCUGGCCUGCAGCCCCCUCUGGUCUCAUGAGUGUGGGAGCUCCUACUACACCACAGGGAUGUGCUCAAGAGUCAACUCCAACUUCAGGUUCUCCAAGACUGUGGCCCCAGCUCUCCAAAGGUGCCAGACCUACAUGGACAUCGUCAUUGUCCUGGAUGGCUCCAACAGCAUCUACCCCUGGGUGGAGGUUCAGCACUUCCUCAUCAACAUCCUGAAGAAAUUUUACAUCGGCCCAGGGCAGAUCCAGGUUGGAGUUGUGCAGUAUGGAGAAGACGUGGUGCAUGAGUUUCACCUCAAUGACUACAGGUCUGUAAAAGAUGUGGUGGAAGCUGCCAGCCACAUUGAGCAGAGAGGAGGAACAGAGACCCGGACGGCAUUUGGCAUCGAAUUUGCACGCUCAGAGGCUUUCCAGAAGGGCGGAAGGAAAGGGGCCAAGAAGGUGAUGAUUGUCAUCACAGAUGGGGAGUCCCACGACAGCCCAGACCUGGAGAAGGUGAUCCAGCAAAGCGAGAGAGACAACGUAACAAGAUACGCAGUGGCCGUUCUGGGUUACUACAAUCGCAGGGGGAUCAAUCCGGAAACUUUUCUAAAUGAAAUCAAAUACAUCGCCAGUGACCCCGACGACAAGCAUUUCUUCAAUGUCACGGAUGAGGCUGCCUUGAAGGACAUUGUCGAUGCCCUGGGGGACAGAAUCUUCAGCCUGGAAGGCACCAAUAAGAAUGAGACCUCCUUUGGGCUGGAGAUGUCACAGACAGGCUUUUCCUCACACGUGGUGGAGGACGGGGUUCUGCUGGGAGCCGUCGGUGCCUAUGACUGGAACGGAGCUGUGCUGAAGGAGACCAGUGCCGGGAAGCUCAUUCCUCUCCGCGAGUCCUACCUGAAAGAGUUUCCAGAUGAGCUCAAGAACCAUGCUGCCUACCUGGGGUACACAGUCACAUCGGUCGUGUCCUCCAGGCAGGGGCGGGUGUACGUGGCUGGAGCCCCCCGGUUCAACCACACGGGCAAAGUCAUCCUGUUCACCAUGCACAGCAACCGGAGCCUCACCAUCCACCAGGCUCUGCGGGGCCAGCAGAUAGGCUCUUACUUCGGGAGUGAGAUCACCUCGGUGGACAUCAACGGCGACGGCGUGACUGAUGUCCUGCUCGUGGGCGCACCCAUGUACUUCAGCGAGGGCCGCGAACGAGGCAAGGUGUACGUCUAUGAGCUCAGACAGAACCGGUUUGUUUAUAACGGGACGCUGAAGGAUUCGCACAGUUACCAGAAUGCCCGAUUUGGGUCCUCCAUCGCCUCGGUGCGAGACCUCAACCAGGAUUCCUUCGAUGACGUGGUGGUGGGAGCCCCCCUAGAGGACAACCACGCGGGGGCCAUCUACAUCUUCCACGGCUUCCGGGGCAGCAUCCUGAAGACGCCAAAGCAGAGAAUCACUGCCUCAGAGCUGGCUACCGGCCUCCAGUAUUUUGGCUGCAGCAUCCACGGGCAACUGGACCUCAAUGAGGAUGGGCUCAUCGACCUGGCAGUGGGCGCCCUUGGCAACGCUGUGAUUCUGUGGUCCCGCCCUGUGGUUCAGAUCAAUGCCAGCCUCCACUUUGAGCCCUCCAAGAUCAACAUCUUCCACAGGGACUGCAAGCGAAGUGGCAGGGAUGCCACCUGCCUGGCCGCCUUCCUCUGCUUCACGCCCAUCUUCCUGGCACCCCAUUUCCAAACGACAACUGUUGGCAUCAGAUACAACGCCACCAUGGACGAGAGGCGGUAUACACCGAGGGCCCACCUGGACGAGGGCGGGGACCAAUUCACCAACAGGGCCGUUCUGCUCUCCUCCGGCCAGGAGCUCUGUGAGCGGAUCAACUUCCAUGUCCUGGACACUGCUGACUACGUGAAGCCAGUGGCCUUCUCAGUGGAAUAUUCCCUGGAGGACCCUGACCACGGCCCCAUGCUGGACGACGGCUGGCCCACCACUCUCAGAGUCUCGGUGCCCUUCUGGAACGGCUGCAAUGAGGAUGAGCACUGCGUCCCUGACCUUGUCCUGGAUGCCCGGAGUGACCUGCCCACAGCCAUGGACUACUGCCAGAGGGUGCUGAGGAAAGCCGCACAGGACUGCUCCGCAUAUAUGCUGUCCUUCGACACCGCGGUUUUCAUCAUAGAGAGCACACGCCGGCGCGUGGCGGUGGAGGCCACACUGGAGAACAGGGGCGAGAACGCGUACAGCACGAUCCUGAAUAUCUCACAGUCAGCAAACCUGCAGUUUGCCAGCUUGAUCCAGAAGGAGGACUCAGACGGCAGCAUCGAGUGCGUGAACGAGGAGAGGACGCUCCAGAAGAAAGUCUGCAAUGUCAGCUACCCCUUCUUCCGGGCCAAGGCCAAGGUGGCUUUCCGUCUCGAUUUUGAGUUCAGCAAAUCCAUCUUCCUGCACCACCUGGAGAUCCAGCUCGCUGCAGGCAGUGACAGUAACGAGCGGGACAGCACCAAGGAAGACAACGUGGCCCCUCUGCGCUUCCACCUCAAAUAUGAGGCUGACGUCCUCUUCACCAGGAGCAGCAGCCUGAGCCACUACGAGGUCAAGCCCAACAGCACGCUGGAGAGAUACGAUGGCAUCGGGCCUCCCUUCCACUGCGUCUUCAGGAUCCAGAACCUGGGCUUGUUCCCCAUCCAUGGGGUGAUGAUGAAGAUCACUGUCCCCAUCGCCACCAGGAGUGGCAACCGCCUGCUGAUGCUGAGAGACUUCCUCACUGACCAGAUGAACACAUCCUGUAACAUCUGGGGGAACAGCACUGAGUACCGGCCCACCCCAACGGAGGAAGACUUGAGUCGUGCUCCACAGCUGAAUCACAGCAACUCUGAUGUAGUCUCCAUCAACUGCAAUAUACGGCUGGACCCCAACCAGGAAAUCAAUUUCCAUCUACUGGGGAGUCUGUGGCUGAAGUCCCUAAAAGCACUCAAGUACAAAUCCGUGAAAAUCAUGGUCCACGCAGCCUUGCAGAGACAGUUUCACAGCCCCUUCAUCUUCCGUGAGGAGGAUCCCAGCCGCCAGAUCGUGUUUGAGAUCUCCAAGCAAGAAGACUGGCAGGUCCCCAUCUGGAUCAUUGUGGGCAGCACCCUGGGGGGCCUCCUGCUGCUGGCCCUGCUGGUCCUGGCACUAUGGAAGCUCGGCUUCUUUAAAAGUGCCAGGCGCAGGAGGGAGCCUGGUCUGGACCCCACCCCAAAAGUGCUGGAGUGAGGCUCCGGAGGAGAAUUUGAGUUGAUGGGGGCCAGGACACCAGUCUAGGUGGUGUGCAGGCCCAGGCCUGCAGCCCCGCCAAGCUGAAGCGGAGAGGAAGCCAGCUGGCUUUGCACUUGACCUCAUCUCCUGAGCAAUGGCACCUGCUCCCUCCAGAAUGGAACUCAAGCUGGUUUUAAGUGGAAUCGCCCUACUGGGAGGCUGGGACACCUUCAACACAGAUCCCUAGGGAUUUAAAGGGACACACCCACCCCAAGUCUUCCCUCAAACUCUGUGGAGGGCAUUUGCUGCCCCAGCUACUAAGGUUCUAGGAAUUCGUCAUCAUCCCCAUCCUCCAAAGAAAGCUAGGGAGGAAGACCAUAAAUACGAACUCAAUCUGCACACUCCAGGUCUCUAAUUCCAGAAGGACCCAAGACAGAACAGAUCUAAAUUCUGCCCUUUUCUCUCACCCUCCCACCCCUCCAUUGGCUCCCAGGUCUCACCCACCCCCCUCCCCAUAGACAGUCCCCUAAGGCUCCCCAAGAAUGCACCCAAGCCCAAGGGCUUGAUGGUGAUAGCCACAAGCCAGGGAUGAAAAGACUCUGAGAUGCAAAGACUAAUAGCCAGGCAAGUGGGACCAGGAUACCACACACUGCCCUGACAUGAGAGGCAGACGGGCACUGCACCCACGUGCAUUCCCAUUGACCACAACGCACACGUUCCCACACCAGCUGCAGCCCCUCGCUCUCAGCUGGCAACCCUCCCGGGCCACAUUUGUUCCCAGGUACCUCAUGGGAAGCAUGUGGAUGACACAAACCCUGGGGCUGUGCAUUCCUACAUGUCUUCUUGCUGCAGCCUGCCCCUAGACGUGGACACACUGGCCCGGCUGCAGCUGGGCAGCAGGGGUAGGGUGGGGGACCUCCCCUCCCUGUAUCACCCACCUCCCUACACACACACACUGCCUCCCAUCCUUCCCUUAUGCCCACCAGUGCAAAGGGAAGGGCUUGGCCAGCGCUGUUGAGGGGUCCCCUCUGGAAUGCACUGAAUAAAGCCCGUGCAGGGACUCCCAGAGCCUGCGCAGCCUCGGUGGCAAAUAUCUCAUCCACCGGCCCCCAGGACAAGUGGUAUGACCAGUGAUGGUGCCCCAAGGACAAGGGGCAUGCCUGGUGCCCAGCGGAGUAAUUUAUGCCUUAACCUUGUUUUGAGGUAGAAAGGGGGACGCAUCAAAGGCAUCUGUCCCCGUGCACAGUACGACCUUUACUGUCGUAAAUAUUUUUGAAAAAUUAAAAAUACAGUGUUUAAAAACAACCAAGCACUGACAUCCCAUUCUGUGGGCAGAGCGCAUCCCAUUGACCUGCACACUUACCUUUGAAGGAGAAGUAGUAGAUGAGGGGUUCCUUGCUUCCUUCCCUCCUACCUCUGCAUGUCACAAGGGACUCAUCCACCAUCUGCUGCCCACAUCAUGCCCUCUAAGUAGCUGGCUGGCCUCCAUGUGAUGUCUCCAGUGGUGGAGCACUCUCUCGCCCAAGAUCGCCCUUUCAUCUUUGGCCUGUGUGGAGGGUUAGGACCCAACGUUUCACUGUAGCUUCCCCGCUUGCCUCCAGCUCUUCCCUCACAUCCCUCCCAGACUUCUCCAGGCCAGUUUCAUUGCUAACCCUCUUACACUCUGACUUUAACCAGGGGGUCUUCCAUUCUAUUCUUGUGCCAUUCACAUCUUCGAAUCCCAAUUAGAAGAACCUUGGAAAUUAUUUGAUCUUGUUUUACAUAAAUGAGGACACUCAGAACCAGAGAGAGCCCUAGGCUCCCACAGCAAAACCUAGACUAAACCCAAGACUGCUAUCUCCCAAGCCAGAUUCUAUCAUUCAAGCCCAACCUCAGAAGGGCUUGUUGCAGAGCAAAAGGUGAAAAUGGUGAAACUAAAAUUUCAGUAUCAAAACCCAUCGCCUUCUAAUAGAAUCAGAAGGAAUUGGUGUUAGAUCAUA
Messenger RNA from Sapajus apella (tufted capuchin), 5667 nucleotides. RefSeq names its product integrin subunit alpha 11 (gene ITGA11). Gene Ontology annotation, cellular component: external side of plasma membrane; integrin complex. Bases 140 to 3706 code for a protein of 1188 amino acids. The record is from RefSeq and is a predicted model, not a curated record. Gene Ontology annotation, biological process: cell-matrix adhesion; cell adhesion mediated by integrin; integrin-mediated signaling pathway. Gene Ontology annotation, molecular function: integrin binding. The transcript has 30 exons. NCBI's taxonomy places the organism in Eukaryota, Metazoa, Chordata, Mammalia, Primates, Cebidae.